This is a messenger RNA of Haplochromis burtoni (Burton's mouthbrooder), 1245 nucleotides long. RefSeq names its product membrane-spanning 4-domains subfamily A member 15-like. Bases 197 to 478 code for a protein of 93 amino acids. The record is from RefSeq and is a predicted model, not a curated record. The transcript has 3 exons. NCBI's taxonomy places the organism in Eukaryota, Metazoa, Chordata, Actinopteri, Cichliformes, Cichlidae.
AAGAGGGAAACGGCUGCACAGAAACAACACUGCGGUCCCCGAGUCCGACAAAAAGCCACAGACCGAGCAGCAAGUAGAAAAUGGCGUUCAUGCUGCAUAUAAAUGACAUCACAGGACAUUCAGCCGUGUUGCUGUAAUUGUCCCACGCACAUGAGGUGGUACUCAAGUCGCCUCAGCCUGAUCGGAAUAGGUUCUAAUGGAAAGGGCUAAAAGCACAGGGUUUUUUUUAUCCUCCCAGGUCCAGAGAGCUGUUCUGGCUGUUUUCUGUCUCCUGGAGUUUAUCGUUUCCAUCUGUAUCGCUGCCUUUGGCUGCUACGCUUUGUGUCCCUCCACUGAUCAGCCAAUCAUCUUUAUCAACAAAUCGCUCGAAGCUGCUUCAGAGGUCCCAUGUACAUACGAAUCCCCACCUGUGUCAGAAGCCCCACCCCCUUCAGAGAUCAGCUAUGAGGAUGUGAAGUACGACACCAACAUCGUCUGACUGCUGCGGACCGAACUCCAUGCUGUCCUGAAUCUUCAGCUUCUUUUUAACUGCUUAAUGGAAUCUUUAAGAAUCAGUUCCACCUGUUCAGGUCAUGAUCCUGGGUCUUUUGACCCAGCGUUUAAAGUUUUAGCUUAUUUUGAUGUUUAUAGUUUAUGUUUAAGUCCUUUAGGAAUUCCAAGUUCAUUUCUACUUUGCCUAAGUUGCCGUUAUAGUUGAUUGUUUUUUCGAUUCCCCUUGUGUCCUUUACCCCUGUGUUUAUGUUCGCCCUUUGUUCGCCCUAAGGCAUGUGUUUCAUGCCUGCGUGUCUUAUGGUGUCAGGUUCGUGUUGUCAUGUCUGCGUUCCAUGCUGUUUCCCUGUCCUAAUUGCAGUGUGUUUAGUUUUGCUUCCCCUUGUCACCUCUGGUCUGAUUUGUCCCACCUGUUCCCCAUCCUCACACAUCUUUCUGUGUACUUAAGUCCUCCUUUGUUCAGUGUCAGGUCGUCUGUUGUCUUUUGCGUCAUGUCUCCCUGUUUCAGGUAUCUUUGUAUCCACGACAAGUUUCAUGUUUAUGCUUUUUCAUGUGUAUUUUUAGCUUCCCCAGUUUACGUUAUUGUUUAUUCUCAUCUUUGUUUGCCUUAUGCAUUACUUUGUAUUUCUCCAUCAGUCAUAUUAAACUGCUCACUUUUUGUUAAUUCAAGUUUGGUCCCACGUUCCUUUGUGUCUGGUUCCACUGUUCACUAUACAUACAGUCUGCUUCUGCAUACUGUGACAGUUCAGGUCCUUU